This is a messenger RNA of Rhinocladiella mackenziei CBS 650.93, 1953 nucleotides long. RefSeq lists its product as uncharacterized. The coding region runs from base 1 to 1953 and encodes 650 amino acids. The transcript has a single exon. Gene Ontology annotation, cellular component: signal recognition particle, endoplasmic reticulum targeting. Gene Ontology annotation, biological process: SRP-dependent cotranslational protein targeting to membrane. The record is from RefSeq and is a predicted model, not a curated record. Gene Ontology annotation, molecular function: 7S RNA binding; protein binding; ribosome binding. NCBI's taxonomy places the organism in Eukaryota, Fungi, Ascomycota, Eurotiomycetes, Chaetothyriales, Herpotrichiellaceae.
AUGGCCGCCGCCACCAGCUCAUCUUCGCUCUCCGCGCUCCUUAAGAAAUCCACCCUCGAUGACCACGAACAAUUGUUAGACGCAAGCAACAAGGCACUGAAAGCCGCCAAAUCUGAUCUCGAAGCCCAACAGGUCAAGGUUGUCGCCCUCCUCAAACUUGACCGAUACGGCGAGGCCGUUAAGUUCAUCGAAGGAACAGGAGACAGAUUACGAAAGACGGUGGAACUGGAAUAUGCAUAUGCUCUGUAUAAAACAGGUCGAUUAGAAGAAGCCGCAGAACUAUCGUCCACUAUAAACGAACGGGGCGCACAACAUAUCGAGGCUCAGUCCAGAUACCGCUUAGAGGACUCGUUAAAGACGUCCGAACUUUACAGGCGCAUAAGGAGCCAGAAGUACGAGUCUGAGGAAUAUGACCUCCGAGUUAAUCAAGGUGCGAUAGAUGCUCAGGCUCAAUGGGUCGGUGCUGCAGAUCCAAAGUCGAUACGGCGACCUGGAAGAGAGGAUUUAGAUGCAUUUGAAACUGCAUAUAAUGCCGCAUGUGGAAGCAUCGCGAGGGGAGAAUUUGCGCAAGCCGAGAUUCUCCUGAAACGAGCCAAAGGGCUUUGCCAGCACUCUGACGAUUUAACAGACCAGCAGAAAGCAGACGAGCUUCUCCCGAUAUCUAUUCAACAGUUAUUUGUCUUGCAGUGUCUAGGAAAAACCUCAGAAGCUGAGGCGAUGGCUAGCGAAAUCAGCGCCGAGGAAGCAUCCGACGUCUCGACUCGGAAAAUUGGUCAGAACAAUAUUCUGCUGACUUCCUCCUUGGUGAACCCUUUCCUUGCGCACAAAGUGUUCCAUGCAACAUCAAAAAUUCCUCCCGAAGAUAGGCUCUUCUCUUACCAGAGUGUGCCUCUCGAAUCCAACAAGACUACACUGGACCUUCAGACUUUCAAGUUCGACGGCAUCAUCUCGUCCACCUCCAAAAGAAUCAAAGGUCAUUCUUCUCCUUCAUUAUCACCCGAAGUCCUUCUCUCCUCAUACUUCAAUGCGGCAGCCCAUGCCAAGGGCGAUACGGGCAAAGCGGCGGUGAGCAAAAUUUUGCCCGAACUGGAGAAAAGACCGAAUGAUAUUGGCUUGAUAAUCACUUUGGUCCAGCUGUACAUAUCGAUUGGCGACAGUACCUCUGCUGUUGAACUGUUCGAGUCGUUCAUCAAACGACUGGAAGAUUCUGUCGCCGAAAACGAGCAAGAGAUUCGGUUCCAUCCCAGCCUAGUGAGUCUUUUGAUUAGCUUAUACAAGCACCGGGGUCAGAAGGCACACGUCAAGAAGGAACUAGCAAAGUCCGCCUCUUAUUGGCAAUCCAAGUUGAAUGCUCCAACAAGCUUGCUCGCUGCUGCCGGCGUUUCACUGUUGGAAUCACAAAAUGAAGACGACGCCAAGCUAGCAGCGGAUCUCUUCAGCAAGCUCCAAGAACGACAACCAGAUGAUAAAGCUAUAAUAGCUGGUUAUGUUGCGUCCCAUGCAUUCGGCGACGAGGCUCCGGUUAACCUAAAUGCCGAGAAGCUGACGCCCACAUCUGAACUUGUCAGCAACAUCGAUGUCGACGCCCUGGAGAAUGCCGGUAUUCCUCAAUCAUUGAAUGCUCUCACGAUAGCACAAUUGGGCCAGGCCAGGAAGCGAACGGCACUUGACGCAGGCAAUGCUAAGCCUAAACGAAUCCGCAAAUCGAGAUUACCGAAGGAUUAUGAUGAAACCAAGAAACCAGACCCUGAACGGUGGCUUCCGAUGAAAGACAGGAGUUAUUAUCGACCACCAAAGGGCAAGAAGAAGGGCAAACGAGGUGGUGAAGACAGAACGCAGGGUGGAGUGGUGAACGAAGAUCUGAAUGUGGAUGCUGCGAAGCCUGCUGCCACCGCUACUACAGGCUCUGGAGGAGGCGCUGGCAAGAAGAAGAAAGGCAAGGGGAAGAAGUGA